This is a messenger RNA of Miscanthus lutarioriparius, 1287 nucleotides long. Lineage: Eukaryota; Viridiplantae; Streptophyta; Magnoliopsida; Poales; Poaceae. The record is from the annotation of a GenBank genome assembly.
AUGAGCAAAGCAGCCGGCGGUGGGGUGGCGGUGUCGUUCGCCUGCCGCCUGGUGGAUCUGAACCAAUCGGGACUGGGCGACUCCCAGGACCAAAUCUCCUCCGCCUCGUUCCACAGAUACGAUUUCCAUGACGUCUACCUCGUCAGGCGGAGCGAGCUGGAAGGUAGGCAGCGUCGGUACCUGAAAGACGACUCCAUCCUCGUGCAGUUCGCGAUCACCGUCCUGCUCGGGGAACCGAAGAAUGCGGUGGCGUCGGAUGCCGGCCCGCCCCCGAGCGUUCCAUCCUCCGACCUGCACAGGCAGUUUGGCGAGCUGCUGCGGAGCCAGAAGGGCGCGGACGUGACGUUCCACGUCUCCGGUGAGUCCGUCCCCUGGCACCGGUCCGUGCUCGCGACGAGGUCGCCCGUGUUCAUGGCCCAGCUGUACGGGCACACGAAGGAGGCGUCCAAGUCCGCGCCGUGCGUGGAGGUCAAGGACAUGGAGGCGGAGGUGUUCAGGGCCAUGCUCCGCUUCAUCUACACCGACACGGCGCCGGAGCUGGAGCGGAGCGGGUGGCAGGCGACGGCGAUGGCGCAGCAUCUCCUGGAAGCCGCGGACCGGUACGGGCUGGAGCGGCUCAAGAGGAUGUGCGAGGAGAAGGUGUCCACGGACAUCAGCGUGAGCAACGUCGCCACCACGCUGGCGCUGGCCGAGCAGCACGGGUGCGCCAAGCUCAAGGCCAGCUGCAUCGAGUUCAUCUUGGCUGCCCCCGAGAAUCUCUUUGCGCUCGCUGCGACGGAAGGCACCGAUGAAUCAGCGGGUGCCCGCGGCACUUGUUUUCUUGAGUUCUGGGUAGCAGAAGAAACCGGCCACAAGAGCGCGGUGCCUUCCGACGAUGACGAACCGUGGUGGCUGGAUCAAGACCGCGAGGAGGAGGAAGUGAAGCCCAAGGGCCUGGUGGACUGGGUACGGGAGGGCCUGGUCAGGGUCGCCACUGACAAGCUCGUCAGCCAUCCGGAAAUCUACACCUUGUCGCUCCAUCUGCCGGCGACUCCCCGCGAAAUUGUUGCUCAGCUGCAAUCUGCCUCUAUUGCGAGUGCCGACAAGAAUCUCCUCGUCCUCCACACCGGGCACAAAUGGUAUUACUGCGCUUCGUCCGGGCAGUACCUGGUCUGCGACGCCGCCGCCAACGCCCUCUUCGUGGCGCCUCCGAUUGAUUCGGUCGACCUUGUUGAGAUGCCCUGUGCCGCCUCGUCGUCAUGCGCCGCGGUGGAGGGAGCGGUGAUUUCAUCCUGGCCCUUCUGGUAA